This is a messenger RNA of Triticum urartu, 943 nucleotides long. Lineage: Eukaryota; Viridiplantae; Streptophyta; Magnoliopsida; Poales; Poaceae. The record is from RefSeq and is a predicted model, not a curated record.
CUCGGAGGCGGCGGCGAGUAAGGAUUCAUUCAUCAUGGCGUCUGUAGAGCAGUUGGAGUCGGAGGAGGAGGUGGAGCGCUUCGAGCCUUUCUUCUAUGACAGUGAGGAUUGGGAUGCCUGGGCGGAGGAGGAGGUGGAGAGGCGCCGGCGGGAGGAAGAGGAGAAGGCGCGGAGGAUGGAGGAGAACCGGCGGAGACGCGAGGCACACGAUGCGGUCAUGGACUCCAUCAUCCAGCACGAUCCCAAGGUGGGGCGCGACGUCUACACCCGAUUCUUUCUCAGAGAUUUCUCCGUCUUUGACAUCAACGAAGAGUCGUCUGUCCCUCCAAUGCGAUACACCGAUAGUAUCUACCAAGAUGAAUUUGGGCUAGAAGACUCUGCAAACAUCCUCUCUGUCAGCAUAGUCUCCUCAGAUGUAGGCUUCCCAGUCAAUGUCUAUGGCCGUGUCAUUGCCAGAGACAGCAUUGACUACAAGUGCAUUUAUCUCUUUCACCGCAAUAGAGAUGAUUGCCAGCAUCUCAACAAGGAUGGAAUGCUGAUUUUAACUGGCCCAUAUCGAGGUCUAGUGCUGGUUGAUUUCAUCUAUCUAGAGAUAGAUCUUAAAAUAAGGGAAGAAGGAGUUCCAGACAGGCCAUUUAGCAAGGGUCUAAUAAGCAUUGAUGGCCGAGUACUGUCUAGAGAGAAAGAUGUCAUGGUUAGAAGUGAAACCCUUGAGAGCUGGCUCAGCACUACAGAAGUGAGAUUCACAACUGUCCUGAAUGCAGUCGAGUGCACCUUUGAAAUCAAGCUCAUUGAGGGGCUUUUUAAAGGAAAUAUAACAGUUGGCAUCGCGGAUAAAGCUCGCAAGCUGGACAAUGAACAAACGAUUGUGAUUCAUGAUAGCACAGCAGAUGGCGUGGUUACAAGUGAUGAAACUUCACAAGCUCCACACAAUGGUCCUUAA